Messenger RNA from Penicillium macrosclerotiorum, 930 nucleotides. It is a transcript of the gene sec13, whose product is annotated as GTPase-activating protein SEC13. The coding region runs from base 1 to 930 and encodes 309 amino acids. Gene Ontology annotation, cellular component: COPII vesicle coat; nuclear pore outer ring. The record is from RefSeq and is a predicted model, not a curated record. Gene Ontology annotation, molecular function: structural molecule activity; protein binding. Gene Ontology annotation, biological process: COPII-coated vesicle budding; protein import into nucleus; positive regulation of TOR signaling. The transcript has 6 exons. NCBI's taxonomy places the organism in Eukaryota, Fungi, Ascomycota, Eurotiomycetes, Eurotiales, Aspergillaceae.
AUGGCCGCCGCUCAGGUGAUUUCGAAUUCAGGGCACGAAGAUAUGAUUCACGAUGCCGGCUUGGAUUAUUAUGGUCGCAGGUUGGCGACUUGUUCGUCCGAUAAAACCAUUAAGAUCUUUGAGAUUGAAGGAGAUUCACACCGCCUGGUGGAAACAUUGAAGGGCCAUGAAGGUGCCGUGUGGUGUGUCGCGUGGGCCCACCCGAAGUUUGGCACAAUUCUUGCCUCUUCAUCAUACGAUGGAAAGGUCCUGAUUUGGCGGGAACAACCCCAGAAUGCCACCUCUCCUGUCGCCAGCAGCACCUGGACCAAGGUGUUCGACUUCUCCCUCCACACGGCUUCGGUCAACAUGGUAUCCUGGGCUCCUCAUGAGAGCGGAUGCCUUCUGGCCUCUGCUUCUUCCGAUGGCCAUGUCAGUGUUCUUGAGUUCCGCGACAACAACUGGACCCACCAGACCUUCCAUGCCCACGGGAUGGGCGUGAAUUCGAUCAGCUGGGCACCUGCGGCGUUUGCGGGAAGCUUGAUUAGUUCGAACCCUGGACCGAGCCAGCAGAGACGUUUUGUAACCGGCGGCAGUGACAACCUCAUCAAGAUCUGGGACUACAGCCCUGAGUCCAAGACCUACAACCUCACUCAAACCCUUGAGGGGCACUCGGACUGGGUCCGGGAUGUAGCCUGGUCGCCUAGCAUUCUGUCCAAAUCUUAUAUUGCCUCGGCCUCGCAGGACAAGACCGUUCGCAUUUGGACGUCCGAUGCAUCCAACCCCGGUCAAUGGUCUAGCCAAACACUCGAGUUUGAUACUGUUCUUUGGCGCGUCAGCUGGAGUCUGAGCGGUAACAUCCUCGCGGUGAGUGGUGGUGACAACAAGGUUAGUUUGUGGAAGGAAAAUCUCAAGGGUCAGUGGGAGAAAGUGAAGGACAUUGAGGAGUAG